AUGACUACCUUCAGAAAAGUUCUGGCACUCGCUUUGAUUUUGGCAAUUUGCCUCCUUGUUUUAUCAGAUGCAUCACCCCUCGGCGAUUUUGAAGUACCCGACGCCACCGAUUCCUCAGACAUUUGUCCUUGCAAGGCUCUUCCUCCCAGUAAAUUCUGUUGUGAUCCCACAAAAGAUUGGUUUAAACCGAAGGCUGUGUGGUGGUGUCACCCAUGGGAUCUGAAUAUUGUUAGGGAGACAACAAUCCGUAUUAAAUAUUCGAAAGCUGAAAAGAUUUGGCCUGCCAUAUAA
Molecule: messenger RNA, 291 nt
Organism: Paraglomus brasilianum
Lineage: Eukaryota; Fungi; Glomeromycota; Glomeromycetes; Paraglomerales; Paraglomeraceae
Source: the annotation of a GenBank genome assembly